Debaryomyces fabryi is the source of this 4554-nucleotide messenger RNA. RefSeq names its product ATP-binding cassette transporter (gene YOR1). NCBI's taxonomy places the organism in Eukaryota, Fungi, Ascomycota, Pichiomycetes, Serinales, Debaryomycetaceae. Gene Ontology annotation, molecular function: ATP hydrolysis activity; ABC-type xenobiotic transporter activity; ATP binding. The coding region runs from base 1 to 4554 and encodes 1517 amino acids. The record is from RefSeq and is a predicted model, not a curated record. The transcript has a single exon. Gene Ontology annotation, cellular component: plasma membrane. Gene Ontology annotation, biological process: transmembrane transport.
AUGUCGCAUAUUUAUAGUUCAAAUGCUUCGAUAGAUGGCGAAGGACCGGUGAAUUCUCCACCAUACGAUUCUUAUUUGAAUAAAUACAACAAUACCAACUUAUUGCAAGUUACGACUAAUAAUAGUGAAACCACCACUACAUUUGUGGAUAAUUCCAUAACUUCCAGACUUGCUGAAAAUAAUAAAAAAUCACCUAAUGCCACACCAGGAAAUGAAAACAACAACUCAUCUUCAAACUUAAACUUGGAAGGACAGGAAAUUUUACAUAAUGAAAAGAGGUUAUUUUCUUUCCUUUUUUCCAAGAAGGUACCACCCGUCACUGCACCAGAAGAAAGAACCAUUUACCCGUGGAAGAAAGCUAAUGUAUUCAGUAGGAUGAUGUUCUACUGGCUUUGGCCAGUGCUAUAUAAGGGCUAUAAAAGAACUUUAUUGCCAGACGAUUUGUGGUAUCUUACUGAAGAGUUGAAAGUCGAGUCUAUGCAUGAAAGGUUCGAUGUGAAUUUAAACAAAAGAUUAGAGAAAGAUAAGCAAAAAUAUUUAAAAAAGCAUAAUAAUCUAGAUGGCCAUGUUUGGUCGCCAUACAACAUCCCUUUGGCAUUAUUCGAUACAUUCAAAUUACAGUACUCCAUGAGUUGUAUAUUUUUGGGUUUGUCGUUUGUUUGUCAAGCUUUAUCUCCUUUGAUUACCAGAAGAUUAAUUGAUUUUGUUCAAAACUCUUACGAAACAAGAAUUUUUGGUGUCGAAGUGAGUUAUAAUGAGGGUAUCGGAUACACUAUCGGGGCUGUUGUAUUGAUUUUUGUUAAUGGUUUAUUGUUAAAUCACUUUUUCCACAAUGCAAUGGUAACUGGAGCUCAAGCAAAAGCUAUUUUGACUAAAUCUUUACUUUUAAAAUCCUUUAGUUUAAGUUCAAAAUCAAGAAAUCAAUUUUCAAUUGGUAAGAUCACCUCAUUGAUGAGUACAGAUUUAGCUAGAAUUGAUUUAGCUAUUGGAUUUCAACCUUUGGUGGUUUGUUUCCCUAUUCCUGUUAUAAUAGCUGUUGUGUUAUUGCUUAAAUUUAUCGGUGUCACUUCCUUGGCCGGUAUUGGUUUAUUCGUUGUUUCUUUGGUACUUUGCGUUUUGUUGACCAAAAAAUUGUUUACCACUAGAGAAGAAGUUGUUUUAUACACAGACGAAAGAAUUAGUUUGAUGAGAGAAGUUUUGACUAACUUGAAAAUUAUUAAGUUCUAUGCAUGGGAAAUGGCUUACAAAGUAGGUAUCACGAAAGUCCGUACUAAGGAAAUGAAAUAUUUAUUUACUAUUAAAGUUUUGAGAAACUUUGUUACUGCCUAUGCUGUUACUUUACCAACAUUAACCUCAAUGGUUUCAUUCACUUCUAUGUGGGCGAACAAUAGCAUGAAAGGUGCAGGUAAGGUAUUUUCUUCGUUAUCUUUAUUUUCUAUUUUGGCCCAGGCUAUCAUGUUAUUGCCAAUUGCUUUGGCUACUGGUGCUGAUGCCUUGAUUGGCUUCCGUCGUUGUAGAGAUUAUUUAGUGGCAGAAGAAUAUGAUGAUGAUUUGGAAGAAAGAUUAGCAUCUGACGUUGAUAAAAGAUAUAUUGCUGGUGACACCAAUUCGGAGUUUGAGUUCAAACACGAGUCUUUUGAUUUAAGUGAAACUGGUUCAUACGAAAAUACAAAUAAAAACGCAAAUGUGAUUGAAGUUAGUCAUGCUAAUUUUAUUUGGGAAAGCUUUUACACAGAAAAUUCUAGUUCGUGGGAUUUGAAUUCUUCAGGAAGUCUGAGUGAAAAGGACCCCAAACAAAAGAAAAAGUCUAAAUCUAAAGACAUAAAGUACCAAAUCAAAGAAAAAGAUAGUUUUCAAGAGUCCUCAAGAUCCUCUAACGAGACAUAUUGUGAAUCUCCCUCUGUGAUAGAAGCCAGAAAUUUUCCAGGUUUAACUGAUAUCAACUUAUCUGUAAAACAAGGUGAAUUCAUUAUAAUAACCGGUUCAAUCGGAUCUGGUAAGUCUUCAUUAUUGGCCGCUUUAUCUGGAUUUAUGAAGUUAGAAAAUCCAUCAGUUGGAAAAGUAAGCAUUUAUGAUGAUUUAUUAUUGUGUUCAGACCCUUGGAUUCAAAAUGCGACUGUUAGAGAUAAUAUCAUUUUCGGAAAGCCAUAUGAUGAGACUAGAUAUAACAAAGUAAUUAGAGCAUGCUGCUUAGAAGACGAUAUAAAAUUAUUGCCAGCUAGAGAUUUAGCUGAAAUCGGUGAAAGAGGUAUUACAUUAUCCGGUGGUCAGAAGUCACGUAUCAAUUUAGCAAGAGCUGCUUAUGCGGAUGCAGGUAUUUUGUUAUUUGAUGAUGUUUUAUCUGCCGUUGAUGCCAGAGUUGGAAAGCACAUAGUUAAUAAUUUAUUCAAUGGUCUUUUGAAGGACAAAACUAAGGUUCUAGCAACCCAUCAGUUAUCGUUAAUUGAAUCAGCUGAUAAAGUUGUUUAUUUAAACGGUGAUGGAUCUAUCGAUUUCGGAACUUUAAAUGAAUUGCUUGCCAGAAAUAAUCAAUUUAAGAGAUUAAUUGAAUUUAAUACGGAUCUUACUAGAGAUAAUGAAUCUAGAAAAAGUGAAACCCAAAGGGUGUAUGAAAAUUAUAGUGAUACAGAUUAUGAUAACAAUAAUGGUUAUGAAGGGGCAAGAUUAAUUAGACAACAGUCAGUUGUUCCUGAAUCAAGUGAUAUCGCAGGUAAAAUAAUGGGUGACGAAGAAAGGGCUACGAAUGCUAUUUCAUGGGAUAUUUACAAGAAGUAUAUUGAUUUAGGUUCUGGAUUCUUUGGUUGGUCUGCUGGACCUGUAUUCAUUUUCUUGAUAUCGUUAGCAACAUUUUGUCAAUUAUUUACUAAUACUUGGUUAUCUUUUUGGACUGAAAAGAAAUUUCCAAAUAAAAGUGAUCACUUCUAUGUGGCGUUAUAUGUUAUGUUUGCAUUUUUGACUGUUUUCUUUACUGCAAUUGAAUUUACCAUGUUGGCUUACAUGAAUAACAGAUCGGCUAAAUUAUUGAAUGUCAAAGCUGUUGAAAAGAUAUUACAUGCUCCAAUGAGUUAUUUAGAUACUAAUCCAAUGGGUAGAAUUUUAAACAGAUUUACAAAAGAUACCGAUUCUUUGGAUAAUGAGAUUGGGGAACAGUUAAGAUUAUUCUUAUUCCCAUUAGCUACUAUUAUUGGUAUUGUGAUUUUAUGCAUUUGUUACUUACCGUGGUUUGCAAUUGCUGUUCCAUUUUUGUCAUUUGCAUUCGUUUUUGUUGCAAACUUUUACCAGGGAUCUUCAAGAGAAAUUAAAAGGUUAGAAGCAGUUCAAAGAUCUUUGGUAUAUAAUAAUUUUAAUGAAACCUUGUCUGGAAUGUCAACUAUUAAGGCAUACAAAGUCGAAGAAACAUUCAUUGAGAAGAAUGAUAGAUAUCUCAAUAAAAUGAAUGAGGCUUAUUAUGUCUCAAUUGCAAAUCAAAGAUGGUUAGGUGUCCAUUUGGACAUUAUUGCUAGUAUUUUUGCUUUGAUCAUUUGUUUAUUAUGUAUCACUGAUCAAUUCCACAUUAGUGCAUCUUCAACUGGGUUGUUGUUAAGUUAUGUUAUUCAAAUUGUUGGUUUAUUAUCUUUGACUAUUAGAUCAAUGACACAAGUUGAGAACGAAAUGAACUCUGUUGAAAGAUUACAUCAAUAUGCAUUCCAUUUACCUCAAGAAGGGGCAUAUAAAAAGCCGGAAUCUAAACCACCUGCAGAAUGGCCCCCAUCAGGAUAUAUUCAAUUCAAUAAUGUAUCCUUAAAAUAUAGAGAUCACUUACCUACAGUUUUAAAGAAUUUGAACUUUAGCGUUUACCCUGGUGAGAAGGUUGGUAUUUGUGGUAGAACAGGUGCUGGAAAAUCUUCUAUCAUGUCCGCCUUGUAUCGUCUUGUAGAAUUGAAUGAAGGAUCAAUUAUUAUCGACGGUUUAAAUAUAGCUGAAAUGGGGUUAUAUGACUUGAGAUCGAAGUUAUCUAUUAUUCCACAAGAUCCUGUCUUAUUUCAAGGAACAAUAAGAAGGAAUUUAGAUCCAUUUAAUGAGUCAACAGAUGAGAAGUUAUGGGAUGCAUUAAGAAGAUCAGGCUUGAUUGAUGCAAGUCAAAUAUCUAAGAUUAAGAAUACUAAAUUAGAUCAAAAUAGGAAUAUUGGCCACGAUAGUCUUCAUAAAUUUCAUUUGGACCAAUUAGUUGCUGAUGAUGGAAGCAAUUUUUCGUUAGGAGAAAGACAGUUAAUUGCAUUGGCCAGAGCCAUGGUUCGUAAUUCUAAGAUAUUAAUCUUAGAUGAAGCAACCUCGUCUGUUGAUUAUGAAACUGAUGCAAAAAUUCAGGAAACUAUUGUCAAUGAAUUCAGUCACUGUACGAUAUUGUGUAUUGCUCAUAGGUUGAAAACUAUUCUUCAUUACGAUAGGAUUUUGGUAAUGGAUAAAGGUUCGCUUAUAGAAAAAGGUACACCAUAUAAUUUGUUUACAGAUAGGAAUGGCGUUUUCAGACAAAUGUGUGAUAAGACUAAUAUUAUCGAUGAAGAUUUUCAAUGA